Danio rerio (zebrafish) is the source of this 6391-nucleotide messenger RNA. NCBI's taxonomy places the organism in Eukaryota, Metazoa, Chordata, Actinopteri, Cypriniformes, Danionidae. The record is from RefSeq and is a predicted model, not a curated record.
AAACACGUUUCUUUUUCCGUGUCUAUGUAGAUAAACGUGUGUGUCUGUUUGUCCACUCGUACGACGCACGCGUGCCUGACCGACCGGUACCGAAGCGCAAGGAGGGGCGUGUUCGAUAUUUGUGUGUGUAAAACCAGCGCAUGCGCUUGACGAGACCCUGGACGCGCACGGGGAACGUCAGACCGCAGCGGCUGCAGAUUUUUCCCUUCAGCCGUGGGGGAGAGAGAGAGAGAAAGAGGCGGCAGGAGGAGGAGAGGACAGCAGGGAGAGAUGGGAGUGCUGUAAUCCCGGGGGGAGGAGGGAUGGACGGACGGACCGACUCAAUGCACAGAAGCGCGGAGAUUCACACUUGACACCAAAACACCGCCAUCGUCACAAUAAUCGGAAGCGAUGUCUGAGCGCGCGUGAAUCACGGGCGCGCGUCAAUCUGAAGUGAUGAGACAGAAGCGCGCGGCUGGAUCCGUCUGUCAGCUUGUAUAAUGGAGAGCUCCAAUGGCUCCGACACCAAACCGCAGAGCCAUCAUCCUCAGGUGGAGAAGAAGAGGUUAAACCGCGCGCCGUCCCCUGCCAGACCCGUCCUCAAGGAUGUCCACUCGCGGACGGCCAAACCGAUCGUGCCAAAAUCGCCCAAAUUCAACAAGCAGCAAGCGCCGGUGACGCCUCAGAGCCGCGUCCCGAGACGCACCGUCCCGGGCGCGAAGGACAAAACCGCAUCAGCACCUGCAAAAAGCAACACCAAGCCCGCCUCAGCGACAAAAAAGCCCGUUAAGGUCACUCAGCAUGCAGCAUCCGAACCCAAACCGGCCGGUAAGGCUGCGGAGUCCGCCGCUCCGCAGAUCACCAAGAGCAAGGGGAGACCUGCCCCCAUACGCGUGCCCACCGGACGCGGCGUCUGUCAGACCGACAGCAGCUCGGAUUUGUCUGACUGUCCUUCCGAGCCGCUGUCCGACGAGCAGAGGCUGGUCCAGGCCGCCAGCAGCGACGCGGAGUCGGGCAGCGGCUCGGGUUCGAGUGAGCAGGCGGCUGCAGGAUCACGGACUGCACCUGCUCCUGCUCCCGUUGCGCGCGCGGACAAACGCAAAGAUAAUAAAGACGCACAGUUUAAACCCGACGGCAAGGAGAUGGAGACGGAGAUGGCCCAGGACGAGCUGCUAAGGGAGAUCGAAGACCUGCGAUCGGAAAAUGACUACCUCAAGGAUGAAGUGGAUGAGCUGCGAGCAGAGAUGGAGGAGAUCCGGGACAGUUACCUGGAAGAGGAGGUGUACCAGCUGCAAGAUCUGCGCCGGGAACUGGACCGCUCCAACAAAAACUGCCGGAUCCUCCAGUACCGCCUGCGCAAGGCUGAACAGAAGAGCCUGCGUGUAGCACAGACCGGACAUGUGGACGGAGAGCUUCUGCGCGGCCUGGAGCAGGACCUCAAGGUGGCCAAAGAUGUAUCGGUGCGUCUGCACAAUGAACUAGAAACGGUGGAAGACAAGCGAACGCGGGCGGAAGAUGAAAACGAGCUGCUCAGGCAAAAGAUCAUCGAAAUCGAGAUCUCCAAACAGGCCCUGCAUAAUGAGCUGGAGAGAGCCAAAGAGACUGCUCUGCGGAGGCGAGGCAGUAGAGAAGCCUUCAAAGAUAAGAAGCCUUUAUCUCAGGAGGACAGUGCAGAUCUGCGCUGUCAGCUACAGUUUGCCAAGGAGGAAUCGACUCUCAUGCGUAAAAAGAUGGCCAAACUUGGCCGCGAGAAGGAUGAACUGGAACAAGAAUUGCAGAAGUAUAAAUCAGUGUACGGCGACGUGGACAGCCCUUUGCCUUUAGCGGAGGUGACCGGCGGAGGCCCACACACCACACGCGAAGCUGAGCUACGACUACGACUUAAACUAGUAGAAGAAGAAGCAAACAUCCUGGGGAGGAAGAUUGUGGAGCUGGAAGUUGAAAACCGCGGUCUCAGAGCGGAAAAUGAAGACUUGCGUAGUCAAUAUGAAAGGGAUUGCUUUGGCCGUGAACCCUUCUCCAGCGUCCCUACCUCACCGUUUGGCGGCGAUGCGCUUGAGUCUGCGAGUGAACUGCGCAGACAUUUGCAGUUUGUGGAGGAAGAAGCUGAGCUCCUGCGGCGCUCCAUUUCUGAAAUCGAAGAUCACAACAAACAGCUAACAUCCGAGCUCAACCGCUUCAAAUUCGGUCCCAAUCAAUCCGAGCGGGAAUCCGAAGGAGCUGAAGGAGGACUCAAAAUUGUGAAUACCGCAGGUAAUGGUUUUUCAAGCAGCACACUUCAGGAUGAACUAAAAAACGCAAGACUCCAAGUCAACGAGUUAAGCGGGAAAGUAAUGAAGCUUCAAUAUGAGAAUCGGGUGCUAAUCUCUAAUAUGCAGCGCUGUGAUUUGGCCGCACACUUGGGAAUGCGUACUGGUAGUCCACGGGAUAGUGAUGUAGACAGCGACGCUGGCCGAAGGGAACCAGAUGAAGAUGAAACAGCAAGGAUAUUGCUGCUCCAUCCCAAACGUGAAGGUCCUGUUGGCGGAGAGAGCGAUUCUGAUGAUUUAUUUGAACGUACGGCUACUUCAGGAUUCGCCAGUGGUGAAAAACCUUCAGAUUCUGGCGAACUGGGAGUAAUCGAAUUAGCUCAGCGUAGACGGGAAGACCGGGAAGCGUUUAAUAAUAUCAGAAGGGAAGCUGAGAGGCUCGGGAAAACAGUAGAGCGGCUCAUAACGGAUACGGAUAGUCUUAUCCGGGAAGGUCGACUGGUUGUUUUGGGAGGAGAUCUUCUUGCGGAGGGUGUGGAAUUUAGAGGCGACGGAGACUCAGCUGAAUCUAAACAAGACUCUCAGGUGCUGGACUCCAUUAAUGCACGCAUGAGGACUUUCCGAACCGAUCUCCAGCAAUUCAUGGAUAAAGUGGAGCAUCUAGGGGAUGGUUUACGGGAUCGGGUUGAUGAUCUUUCCCCGAUGCCUAACCUCACAGAAUCUAGCAGCUUCCUUUCUACGGUUACCUCCAUGUCCAGGGAUUCGCCAAUCGGGACACUGGGAAGGGAUCUAGUGACGGACUUCCAGUCCGGGCGCAGGGAGGAGCAGGAGAGCUGUGUAGACCGGCCCAGAGGAGCCGCGGGACUCUCUAGAUACACCAGACCACACACUUUCAGAUCCGAGUUUCGCGACCCUGUCCUGCCUGAGCUGGGAACGCCAACCCGAGAGAUACAGCUCCGUCUGGACCACGAGCGGAGAUUGAGAGCUGGAGCAGAGGACAGAGAAGGCUUUACUUCAUCUAUCACUCAGGAGGAGGAGAGGAGGCGUGCAGAGCUCCGAAGAGGACUCGAGCUGCAAGGGCUUCAGUCUCAUGAGCCAACAUGGCCACAGGAAAGAGGCCUGCUGCAACAGGAAGUGAGGUUGUUCCGCCACAACAUGGUGAUUGUGUACAUGAAGCUGCGCUGGAUCCUCAUGCACUGGAGACUCGGACGCAGGACGGACACCAUGGAGGAGGGAGCACAUGCUGAGUAUGAACGACUGGAGAAUAUUCCAGAACUGGGCAUUAUGAUCGAUCAGGGUGACGGAGACACGGAGCGGGAAGACAAAGUGCAUCCUCAAAUAACAGGAAGUGACAUUGCAGAGCCAGGACCACUUCUGCUGCCAUCGCCGGAGAGAUUCCAGUACCAGAAACAGGCGUGUGACAGUCGGCGUGUUCUGCAUGCGCUACGGUCUCUGCUGGAGGAGUUCAGGGCGGAGCUUCGGGAGGAGGCGGGGCGGCGCUGGCAGCUGCAGCAGGCGUUAGCCAAUGAGAGAGCGGCAUGGGAAAUACAGCGCGCUGAAAUGAGGAGUCACAUCAACACGCUGCAGGAUGCCAGAGGGGUUUCUACAGAUGCAGAUGAAGGUGCAGUUUCUACAGAUGUUUUACAGCUGGAGCGGGAAGAGCAGCGCCGCCUUCUGGCCGACAGUCACAGCACGGCACUGGAACUGCGCUGGAAACUGCAGCACGGAGAAAAGCGCUGGACUCGAGAGCGCAACGAACUUCUGGAGCGAUUUGAGAAAGAGCGGCAGGAAUGGGACCGCAGCUUACGGGACAUGCACCGCAAGAUGGAAAAGAUGCAGAAAGAUGCUCUUCAGUCAGAUGAGGGCGCAGCACAUGUCUUCUCCCCUCAGGAAAGCCCUUGUAAGGCUCCCAGAUCUCCACGUUCCCCCUGCAUUGCAGCACACACUCGCUCACACUCCGACUCCGAGGCCACACUGGAGGAGAAGGGAGCAGUAGGAAGACCCAGGCCCUGUGAGGGACCCCGGCCCCCAGAGAGCCUGUUUCUGGAUGCCCUCUCCCUGGACCCCCUGAGCGAAGCUGAGGUUCCCCCUCCAUCACGUCUGGAGAGUGAAAAAAGGUUCCCCCACCUGAAGGAAGUAAGAGACCGAGCACUGAAUGAGAUUUCUGAGAUUGCGGAUCCUGCCAUUUACCCUGAAGAAGAGAAAAGUAGUGGCAGCUUACUCAGGGCAAAGUCAGUCUGCUCCAUGAGCGACUUCCAACGUUUAAUGGACAGCUCUCCCUUUCUACCAGACAAAAGUAAGACUGGUGAGCAUGGGCGGGAUGAUGUGACCCCUCCUCUUUCUCCAGACGACCUCAAGUACAUUGAGGAGUUUAAUAGUAAGGGUUGGGAUCUGCCCACCAGCUCUCUAGCCACUUGCCCCAUUCCUGGCCCAGUAAUCCCCUCUCCGGUGAUGGAGGCCUGGGCGGAGAGAGCAGAAUCCCGAAGGGCAGAUUCUACUUCAGAAGCAUUCCAGCAAGCCUCUUGGUUCUUGACCACCAGCGCUACCUUGACCACCAACACCAUGAGUAGCCCUGAGUACUGCCAAAAGGUCCAACUCAGGGCAGCUCAGGGCAGUGACCAGUUUGGGGUGCAUGUUCUUCACAGUCCGUCUCGAGGGGAACGAUCCGCUCCGAGUCCUUCUGAGCAGGAAUACAUGUUCUCCAAAGUGACCAAAGUGAAGGCAGGGGAAGUAGUAGGGGGUGCAGAAGAAGUAUUUGGAGGAAAAUGGCCGUGUGAGGUUGGGAGUCAUUUGGAGGCAGGACUUAGGCCUGGUGAGCGUCCAUCAAUUUGUGCUGCAGUCGGCUAUACCUCAUCACUAGAGCUGGAGCUGUCACGCAAUCUGAGCGAUGAUAUGAAGGAGAAGGCAUAUUCCGCCCGCAAUGCAAUCCGAUCAUCUACUACCACUGGAUCCAGCCCUCCGGAAAGGCAGCUACGGGACAUGGCAUGCCAGACGAAUGGUCUGACCUCACGAGGAACACAGACCACUCAGACUAUCAGUGUGGGACUGCAAACUGAGGCUCUUCGCACCCUCACGAGCAGCCCGCAUCGCUGUCUUACCCCCAAAGGAGGAGGCUCUACUCCCAUCUCAUCCCCUUCACGUAGCCUAAGAAAGAUGCAGUACUCUCCAGUCGUCCAAGCCAAGUUUGAACGGCCAUGCUGUUCUCCAAAAUACGGCUCACCCAAGCUUCAAAGGAAACCUUCUAAUGCUAGUAAAACAGAACAGCCUGUCAGCCAAACCCGUGCUCCCACCCCAACAACUCCUGUCCAGCAGCAAAAAGGCAAUAACGAAUCCGCUUGGGCUCGUUCUACGACCACCAGAGAUAGCCCCGUUCACACCACCAUCAACGACGGCCUCUCCAGCCUCUUCAACAUCAUCGACCACACGCCCAUCGCCUACGACCCCAUGCAGAAGUUCAACAAAUCCCCAAGCCGCUCUCGUCCUACCGAAUCAGGGCCAACCGAGCCCAAAUCUCCCAGUGUUAGUGCUGCACAGGGGCCUUUGAGGAACUCUCGGGGCCGGUCCCCAAGCCCUGUGCAGCUGAUUGUAGAGACGCAGGGCGAGAAAACUCCAGAGGUGAUUAGCAUCAGACAGGACCUGUCUGCUCCUCCGGGCUACACGUUAGCAGAGAACGCAGCACGGAUAUUGAAUAAGAAACUACUGGAGCAGAGCUUCAGGGAGGAAAGGAGGCUUUCUGCUUCAUCCGCAGCUGUCCCGAACAGAACCGGAGACUCAGAGAAACCCGGAUGUCUUGAGGAUCUGCCACGUUCUCCUGUGGCUCCGCCUCUGGACUCCUGCUUUCUGCGUCCGGCUCGUCCUGCCAAUCGGCGUCCUCCGUCCCGCUGGGCGUCUCACUCCCCCUCAUCCUCACCCAAAUACAGCGAGCGCUCAGAGCGGUUCCUCUUCCCUUCGCCCGUCCGACCCAUUCACACCAUCCCAGAGACUGAGGAGCCAAGCCUGGAGACCCGCCUGCAACCCUGACCAGCCUAAACCACAAACACACAUGCUUCUGUUAGCAACACCUCCACUAUUUCCUCACAGGUGACCAUAUUCAGCCCAUUCAGCUGCCAUGAUAAUUCUAGACUGAGGUGUUCACUUCCAUUCAAACAACUAUAUACAAAAUA